Molecule: messenger RNA, 1117 nt
Organism: Elgaria multicarinata webbii
Lineage: Eukaryota; Metazoa; Chordata; Lepidosauria; Squamata; Anguidae
Gene: GDPD3
Product: glycerophosphodiester phosphodiesterase domain containing 3
Exons: 10
Coding region: 1-954 (317 amino acids)
Biological process (GO): glycerophospholipid catabolic process
Cellular component (GO): endoplasmic reticulum membrane
Molecular function (GO): phosphatidylcholine lysophospholipase A1 activity; phosphoric diester hydrolase activity
Source: RefSeq, a predicted model, not a curated record
AUGGGCUACUUACUCCUCGUUGGGCUGCCUGCCCUUGGAAUUUACGCACUGACGUCUCACUGCCUGAGAAAGAAGCCAUAUCUGCUCCACAAACCUCACAGGUUUCCUGUCCAAUGCCGACACGUCUCCCAUCGGGGUGGCUGUGGAGAACGGAUUGAGAACACCAUGGGAGCCUUUAGACACGCGCUGAGCCAGGGCACAAACCUGCUGGAAAUUGACUGCCAUAUAACGAAAGACGGGAUUGUGGUUGUGUCCCAUGAUGAAAAUCUGGAACGCCAGACAGGACACAACAUUGAGAUCAGUGAGACGGACUUUGCGGAUCUGCCACCCUAUAAGGAUUCCCUGGAGGUGAGCUUUUCCCCAGGCUGCUAUUCACAUGGCAAAGACCACCGGAUUCCAAGCUUGGAGGAGGUCUUCCAAAGUUUCCCUGGAAUGCCUAUCAACAUUGAAAUUAAACCAGAUAAUGACGAACUCAUAAGAAAGGUAGCUGAUCUCGUCCGACAGUACAAUCGCUCCAACAUCACCAUCUGGGCCUCCUUUGAAGGGAGUGUACUGAAGAAAUGCUGUGCAGCUAACACGGAUAUGCCCUAUAUCUUCACUGUGAAGCGUGGCAUCAAAGUCCUUCUCCUCUACUACGUGGGGCUCCUGCCUUUCUUGCCACUGCCAGAAACCUUCCUUGAGUUUGCGUUGCCCUCCAUCAUGAACAGGACCUAUUUUCCAGUGAAAAAGGGCUUUUGGGGAGCAAUGCUGGCAAAAAUAACCCACAAGUUGGUAAUGAAGAAAAAACUUUUCAAGCAUCUGGAAGACAGAGGAAUUCAGGUUCUCCUUUGGGUCUUAAAUGAGAAUAAGGAAUUCGAGGAAGCCUUUAGCUAUGGAGUCACUGGAGUCAUGACUGAUUAUCCCACCCUCCUCCGAAAGUAUCUAGACCUUCAUCCACCCCUUUGCAACAAGUGAUCUAGAAUGUGGGGGGAAGAGAAAAGAAGAGAACUCCUAGACUCCUGACUGAGAAAAUCAGGGAGAAGUGUGGCAUUAGAAGGAAAGGAACGGAAUCCUGAGUUAUGUUUUUUAUGGGGGAAAGAUGUGUAUAAAACUAUGGAACAAAUAAAUAUUAUUAUUA